UUUAGAAUCAACACUCACGAGCCGCCGCCGCCGCCGCCGCUGUAGCAAUCUCCACCAACAUCAAGAAUGGCCAGAAUCAAGGUUCAUGAGCUGAGGAACAAGUCGAAGCCUGAUCUACUGACUCAGUUGAAGGAUUUGAAGGCAGAACUUGCUCUUCUUCGUGUUGCCAAGGUCACUGGUGGUGCUCCUAACAAGCUCUCCAAAAUCAAGGUGGUAAGGUUGUCUAUUGCCCAGGUUCUGACUGUAAUUUCACAGAAGCAAAAGGCUGCUCUGAGGGAAGUUUACAAGAACAAGAAAUACCUGCCUCUUGACCAAGCACCAGGCGUCCUUGAAGACGGAGAGGGAGAAGAAGAAGGAGAUGUACUUCCCUUUGUGAAAGUAUGCUAUCAAAGUUCGCAGAAAUUUUGGUGUUUGAAUCAGGAUAUAUAUUGGUUUAAACCAUUUAUCAUGCAAAUUUUCUUUUGUUUGGCACUUGUGACAUUAGAAACAUGA
Molecule: messenger RNA, 492 nt
Organism: Solanum stenotomum
Lineage: Eukaryota; Viridiplantae; Streptophyta; Magnoliopsida; Solanales; Solanaceae
Product: 60S ribosomal protein L35-like
Exons: 1
Coding region: 67-492 (141 amino acids)
Biological process (GO): maturation of LSU-rRNA from tricistronic rRNA transcript (SSU-rRNA, 5.8S rRNA, LSU-rRNA); translation
Cellular component (GO): ribosome; cytosolic large ribosomal subunit
Molecular function (GO): mRNA binding; structural constituent of ribosome
Source: RefSeq, a predicted model, not a curated record